AUGAAUGCAGCAGAUAAACGACCUUUUGAAGAUAGAUAUUCGGCAUGCUUCAUUGACUUCGGUGUUAAAACUGUUACAGGACUGUUGAUAGGCAGCAUGAUGGGCAGUUUCUUCUUCCGUGGUUACAAAAAGUGGCCAAUGUUUAUCGGAGGAGGACUUGGAUUCGGCAUGGCCUACAUGAACUGUGAAAAUAGUCUCAACAGCUUCUUGUGGUCUAUGGAUCCGAAAGUUUGUGUUAUAAAGAAGCAGCCGUAA
Messenger RNA from Arctia plantaginis, 255 nucleotides. The record is from the annotation of a GenBank genome assembly. NCBI's taxonomy places the organism in Eukaryota, Metazoa, Arthropoda, Insecta, Lepidoptera, Erebidae.